Nothobranchius furzeri (turquoise killifish) is the source of this 8466-nucleotide messenger RNA. Its product is annotated as C-Jun-amino-terminal kinase-interacting protein 1. Gene Ontology annotation, biological process: regulation of JNK cascade; JNK cascade. Gene Ontology annotation, cellular component: cytoplasm. The record is from RefSeq and is a predicted model, not a curated record. NCBI's taxonomy places the organism in Eukaryota, Metazoa, Chordata, Actinopteri, Cyprinodontiformes, Nothobranchiidae. Gene Ontology annotation, molecular function: JUN kinase binding; MAP kinase scaffold activity.
ACUUACAUCAAAUAGUAGGAUUAGCUCAGAAGAUCCUGGUCACUGGAUGCAGAUGGCUGCCCAUGUUCUAUUGGUUGGAGGAGACCGAUGGGCUACAAACAGAAAUUGCUGCAGAGAUUUUUUUUACAGCCAGUAUUGUAAUGCCCUUGAGUCUCCCAGAUGAGUUAGCUGGUGUGAGGGGGUUAUUGGGAUCUUUUCACUGAGGUAAUAUGGGUGAACAGAUCUGACAGUAAAGCACUUGAUUAAAUUGAAUCUGAAACUGCUUUAAAAUGUAUUUAUCUUUUAGUCAUAAAAACAGGAUAAAUGGAAGUGAAAGUGAUGGAAGAUGAUGGAAAAUAAUUAUUUGUGACUACAUGAACCAAAAAAAAAAAAGCCCAGCGAGAUAGAGAGGACUUGUAUGAUCAGUGGGCCAUAUGAAUAAUUUAGCAUGACACUGUUCAGCUGAAAGAAAGGAAGAGAUGGGAGUGUCCACUCAUGCUGAUGCUUUUCCCGUUGGGGCUUCCCGUGUUGUGUGAUCUGCUAACUCGAGCAGUUUUCUGCAGUGGCGUAGUAAAUCUGAUGCACGCAGCAUCUAGUUGCUUAUAUAACACCACUCUGUUCUGGCAGCUUCAGCUCCACAGCUUCAAACAAUUGCCCCAUCCAUCUCUCUCCCCUCCGGAUGAAGAGCAGCAACAAGGCUUUGAAUCUGACUCCUCGUUCAUCGACCCGGACGAGCUGCACCCCUCCUCCCUUUCCGCCGGCUCUCAUCCUAUUCGCUCCUCCUUCUUUCUCUCUCCCUCCCUCCUUCACUUCCUAACCCUCUUGCUUCUUCUUCUCCUUGUCUUCUCUUGGCUUUGGAUGCCCUCCUCAUGCACAGGAUGGACUCAGGAGGGGAAGGAGGAGAGGGGUGGAUGGAGGACCAGUGGGAGAAAUGGUUGACUCAUGACAUCAGUCUGGAUGAGUUUGAGGAUGAUGACCUGUCAGAGAUUACAGAGAUCACUGAUGAACGAGGGAUGAGCCUCAACUGCAAUGGCCCUGAUAUGAAGGGCUGCGUGAGACGGGGAACCAAUAGUAUGUCAGGGAGGAUUGAUCUGGGAGCAGUUGGUCAGCUUCAGGCUGAGAUGUUGCAUUUGGACCUCAUUGAUGGUGCUGACGGUUACCGCGGUGAUAAAGAGUCCUCCAAGGCAUCAGCUGUUGCAUCUCCGGCAGUCACCAAGGACCCUGCAGCAUCUGUCACCAUGGAUACUUAUCGGCCCAAGAGACCCACGACACUUAACCUUUUCCCAAUUGUGCCACGCACACAGGACACAUUAAACAACAAUUCCUUUGGAAAGAAAUACAGCUGGCAGGAAAAGGUUUCUGGUUCGUCUUCACCUCUUAAAACCGGUGACCUCACACCUCCACGUGAGCACAGCUGUCUGGGCGAUCAGGACAAGGUGCAGCUUGGGGGAGCACAGACCAAAGACUGCGGGACAUCCACCGACGCCCCCUGCAGACACGGCCACACGUCGGGUCAUUCGCAUGGCUCGAGUGCAGGGGCCGUGACGCGCUGCAAGCUACAAGAGAAGCCUCCUCAACCUCCACCACCACAGAACUACACACCAGCUCCUCUGUACCCGGCGGGUAAAGCCGAUAGUAUUGCUCACCAUCGGGAACGGAUUCAGUACCAAAAAGAUGUUCAUUUGGAGCCUACAGAGGAGAUUUACCUGACUCCAGUGCAGCGUUCCGCUGACCUCUUAGAGCCCGCUAACACACAGGACCGACCUUUCCUCUCACAGCAGACUGAACAAGGACGCAUGUCCAUAAGCUCUGAUACAGAGGGACCACCUCCUUAUCAGCCCCUUCCAGACAGGACAAACCCCUCCAUCUAUGAAGAGGAUGAACUUUAUGUCCCUCCACCUUCAUACGCUUCCUGUGUAGAGUCUCUCAUCACACCUCCUGGCAUGGCUGUUUCACCUAACUCGUCUCUCGCCCUGGACCUCAGCUUGAAAGCGACAGGGGCCAUGCUUCGAGCUGGCUCUUCUGUCGAGUAUGUGGAUGCCACAGAUGACAGCUAUUGUGGAGAGGAUGAGGAUGUAGACAGGAUAAUAAUGGCCCAAAGAAUGACAAAGGGGGGAGGGAAGGGAGACAGUGGUGGUGUCAGCAAAUCUGUCCCACUAAGGACUACCAUGAGCUCAGAGGCCAGCAGCUUAACAUAUGACUCAGUCAAAUACACACUGGUGGUAGAUGAGCAUGCUCAGCUAGAGCUCAUCAGUCUCCGACAGUGUUACCAAGGCUACAGUGAUGACAGCGACUCGGCCACCGUCUAUGACAACUGCGUCUCCUCGCCCUACGAAUCAGCCAUUGGGGAGGAGUACGAGGAAGAGGAUGAGGAUCAAGACUCUCGGACAGGAGGGGUGCAGAGGGAGGCAACAGCUUGCCUUUCUGAAGACUCCACUUCUGAGGAAGACCUGCAUUUCUCCAAAAAGUUCCUGAACGUCUUCAUGAAUGGGCGCUCUCGCUCCUCAAGUGCUGAGUCAUUUGGCUUAUGUUCCUGUGUCAUUAAUGGCGAAAAAAAGGACCAGACCCACAGAGCAGUUUACAGAUUUGUGCCUCGACAUGAUGAUGAACUGGAGUUGGAGGUGGACGACCCUUUGUUUGUGGAGGUCCAAGGGGAGGACUACUGGUAUGAGGGCUACAACAUGCGGACUUAUGCUCGUGGGAUCUUCCCUGCCUACUACGCCAUAGAGGUCACCAAGGACACUGAGAGCUGUGAAGUGAAGAGUAGUGAAUGGAUGGACACAUAUCGCCUGAAGUUUCUGGGAUCAGUCCAAGUGCCCUACCACAAAGGAAAUGACGUUUUAUGUGCAGCUAUGCAGAAGAUCGCUAUCAACAGAAAGAUGACAGUCAAGUAUAACCCGCCUUCCUCCUGCAUCCUAGAAAUCAGUGUUAAAGGCAUCAAACUGGCAGUUCAAGAGGACUACUACACCUGUGAUAGAAGUAACGAGUGCAGUCACUUCUUCCAGCUGAAAAACGUCUCGUUUUGUGGCUACCAUCCUAAAAACAGCAAGUAUUUUGGUUUCAUAACUAAGCACCCAGCUGACCAGAGAUUUGCCUGCCAUGUGUUUGUGUCUGAAAACUCCACCAAGCCCCUCGCAGAGUCAGUAGGGAAAGCUUUCCAGCUGUACUACAAAGAGUUUGUGGAGUUCUCGUGCCCCACAGAGGACAUCUAUCUGGAGUAACCCCAUCUUCAACCACAGCUCUGUACAGUACACUGUACUAUAACAUAAUGUUGCAUGAAGAACAUCUAUUUCUAAAUUUAAAAUGAAAAAAAUGGUAAAACAUCUGACAAACAUGACAAACAUGCAGGGAAAACAUCAGUAUUACCCCUGUGGUUGAAGCCUUUGUGUAGGAGAGGAUGAAAACGAAACAAAGGGUUAAUGUCUUCUGGGAGACAAUAUGCAAAAGGAUUCACAAAUGAGGUGGAUACCAUCAAUGCAAAGCACAAAAUGUGAACUCCUGCAGCCUUGUCAGUCUGAUUAGCCUGUAGCAUAAUUUCAAUGCCACUUGAGACGUACUGGGCUGCUCUGAUCUGCCUUGUUGCACUAAGUGAAGAAAAUCAGCAGCCUGUUUUAGAAGCAAUGACUCAUCUGGAUUUAAAUAGGAACGAUCCGAGCAAAAAUACCAUUCUGACUCUAGAAAUGUACACGAAGUGAAGUAAAAAUCGCACUGGUGAUUUCAAUUCUUUAAACAUAUCGUAUACAAGACUGUAUUGACAUUUUGGACUAAUCUUAAACACGACAACAUCCAGCUGAACAAAUCCGUUUAAAUUCUGGUCUGGUUUGAUAUUUUUUACAGAAUUAUGAGCUGUGAAGUACAGAUAGAGAGCAGCAUCAGUCUGAAGGCUGACCUGUUUUCAUACGCCAGGAAACGGCUUGUAUUUCAGUUUGAGAUGAUUAAUCGAACAGAUGGUCCAAAUUAUCCUAAUGGUUAACCUAAAAAGUCAGUCUAAACAAAGUGUAGAGGGCAGUUCUACAUCUCAGAACAAAAAGAGAUAAAAAUCUCCAUCACCUCACACGUUAUAACAAAGAGUAGAUGUGGAUACAUUGUGCUAGAAUAAACUGAUUCUGUCUGUAACUAUAAAAACAAUAAUGAAGUGCAGUGUGCAUCACUUCUUCUCAUUAAAAAAGUGGAUUUUUCAUCUCAAACUUUUCAGCAGCUUCUGUUGGUUCUGUGUUUAGCUGAGCUGCCGCCACUGUGUGCCCAGUACAAACCUAUGCCCUUAAUUUAUUUCAUAUGUCAGAUACACUGUGCUUCUUUACUGUGUGAGCUAACAAGGUGUUGAAUCAGUUAUAAAAGGGUUGAAAUAUAAACACACCAGUGAGAAUGCUUGGUGACGGACAAGGGAUUAGACACAGAAUCUCUUUCAUACUUUUACAAAAACUCAGUUUUCUUGGUUGAAAUAAUGCAUCCAUUCUGUGAAGCAGUUGGCUCAAAUCCAGAGUUGGGAUGAGUUUCUCACCUCCACAUGUGUUGCAUCAGUUCAAACAAAAUGCUGUUCAAAGUUGGUCUGCUUGUCUAGAGCAGUGGUUCUAAAACUGGGAUCUGGGACCCCAAGGAAGGUUUCCACAAGAUUUCAAGUGGAAACCACAAUUUUAUAAUGUGCUAAGGUUGUGACGUUAAGAUUUUAUUUGUGAAAAUUGCAUUAAUAAAAUCCCAAUAGCACACUCUACAGUAUAAUGAAAUCUCCACAUACAAGUUAUACUUCUGUAGGUCUGCAUUAAGUUUGCAAAUGAUCACAUUUAAUGUGUGUGUGUGUGUGUGUGUGCGUGUGUGGGGGUGGGUAGGAGUUUGGGUUAGGGGUCCUGGCUUGGCUUGGACACGGGCAAGGGGCUCCUCAAGGAGGAAAGUUUGAGAACCACUGAUCUAGAAGAUGUGAUCAAAAGUUGAGUCAAAAUGGCAACAAGGAAGCAGGAUCAAAGGUUUGGUGUCUUUAUGUGUUCACUUGUGCCUGAAUCUUUCUCACUAAACAUCAUCAACAGUUUAAGGGUUUGCCAGGGAGUGUUAAGUUUACAGAUUUGAAUACAGAAAACUAGGGAUAUUGUUUUUGGAUCCUUUUUCAACUGCAAUAACUGUGCUGAACUUUGCAUAACCCGCUCAAUUCAAAAUCUAUAUUUCCUCCACCGUUUUGAAUGAUGACGUUAGUAGCCUGGUAAAUCGGUUGGUCUUGACACUUAGGCUACAUAAACGGCUAACUCUGGAGUGCACUGGUAGAUCUAGCUAAAAACCUCUAAAUGUUUAAUCAUGGUUCAAUCCAAUCCAGAUUUAUUUAUAUAACACAUUUAUCAACAGCAUGACAGCUGACCAAAGUGCUGGACAUACAACAAAAGGAAACACGAUAAAAUAGUUGAGUCAAGAGGUAAAGAGUAAACCAAGUGAAACAAUACAAAUUUCAAGUGAGCAGUGGGGUAAAAAUUUACUAAACCCACAAAACAUUCAAACAAGUCUAAAAAUAUGAUUUGCUCAUUAUCACUCUGCUUCUGGCCUUUGAGUUUUUUCAGAAUUUCAGAGACUUGGUAGAAUCUAGAUGUUUAUAUCUAUGAAAAAUUUCUCCCAUUUUAUAAGACAAAUUAUAUUUUCAUACCAAAUAAAAGCCACAUCAUUUUUCUGUGAGGCUCUUCAUGCAUGGAUUGUACAUUAGUCAACUGAGCAACACAGCUCAGCCUGGUUGAACUCCCUCAUGCUCUAUGGCAUUGGGUGGACUGGACUAGAUACAGUCCAUCUUGGCCAAUACCUCAACCUGAUCAGUCAACCAGCAAACUGGUGCCAAUCACUAGCUCACACUGAGCUGUCAGUUAGGUGCAACUCAUUCACCUGUGACUGGAACACAUCCAGCAGCAGUUCAAAGCAAGAAUAACUAACCCUAACCCUCAAAGAAAGAAAUAAUUUUGUUUUAUUUAAAGAAAAUAAAACUAUAUCAGUUAUUUCCAGUGCAAAUAAACCUAUCUGAAAGAUAAAUACAGAGUAGCAAUGCCAAAGACCUGAAACAUGCAAUUACAAAGGUUAGAAAAAAACACAAAAGUUUACCUAACAAUCACAUCUAUCAUCUCCUGUCAACAAGAGCUCAACGGCAUGUGACAACAAACUGUCAUAUGAAAACAUGCAUGCAGUUGGUGCUGCAGAACCAGUGCAGGGAUUAAAGCUCAUUAUUUUAACACCUGCAGAAAAAAAUCAAAAUAUGUGAACUGGAAGCUUUGUUUACUGGAAGCCUGAUUCAGUGUCCAAUCAAUGUAGAGGCAGACGACCCAGGAAAGAGAAUGGUUACAAAAGGUGGGCCGAGGUUAGCAUUAAAGACGGCAAAAAAUCUUCACAAAGCAAGUAUUCAGUCAGCGGGAGCUUCGUGUUGGGUGCAGUUACAAUACCAUAACACAGAGAUAAAAAUUAAAAGGCAAGAAGAAAGCUAACACUAGAAAACACUUCAAAAGAAAAUUAUAAGAUGUCAAAACAAAUAGUUUGAAGGUAAAGUUAUUGAAAUUUAGACAUUGUUUUUAACCUCAUAUGUUUGUGUGAUCAUAUAAUGUUUUCUGUCCAACUGCGAUCAUAAUCACCCUGGAAACUAUAAAAACAAGGCAAAAAAACACUAUCACUAAAAGUUUAAUAGGUUUACACAAAAAGCAAAGUAUAAUGUUCUUUUCAAAUGAAUGAAUCCAAUUCCCUUGGGCAUAUAUCGCUCUACACUACACAGGGGAGCAAGCUUAAUGCUUUUAACUUUUGCAUUUUAAUAUAAACACCUUAUCACUGCCACUAACCAGAAAAUAUUCAGUAAUUUUUUUUUUAAUAAUUGGUAAACUUUUUGGUUGGUUAAUUCCAAAGAAAACAGUUAUUAAUGCAGAGUUCAGCAUGAAGGAUGAGGCAAACCCCGGCCUUCCACCAGACAUGAAAGUGACAUGUAAUGUAAUAGAAACACUUCAGCCGCGAGCUCCCCUCCAACCGGGAGUGAUUUCUCCACGAAUUGAGAGCAAAAGCAUUCCACGCUGCUGGUCCUGCAAAGUCACAGCAUCACAGGUGAAUUGAAACACUAUCACCGAUUUCUGAAGUCUUCAUAAUAACAAGCAAGGAAAAAGACCACUGUGAUCUGUGGUUUAGUUUCUGUUCUGUUUACCUCGCCUACAGGGGUUUCACAGGAAAUAGCAUACUUUUUUUUUUUUCACGUGACUUGUAUUUUGAAAGUUUCCUAAUCUUUUGCACUGCUUUUGUUUUUCACUUUCUCUCUGGCCCGAGCUAAGCUGCAGAGUUUGAUAUGUUUUGGAAGCUUAACUUGACUCGAAAUAUUGUGAUUCUGGGAGAUGUCCAAAACGUUAGAAUUUGCUGCUGGUGGAAAUGAACCUGUCCACUAUAUCGACUGCCACACUUACACGUCCAGUAAAAAGAUGAGGAACAUGUUAAAACAGGUCAUUCAAGCACAGAACACACUGUACCGACACGUGGAAUUUAAGUUUGCUUAUGCUGAGCUUGUUUCCUGAAGUAGGUGUGUGAGAUCACAGCCUGAGGGAAAAUACAUUUGAACUAAACUUGAAUAAAAGUUGGCCUGAAAGUGAACAUCGUUCUAAACAUCUGAAAGAUUUAGAUGUUAAAAUGUCUGCUUCGCCUGGAUCCUCAUGUAAGUACGUCUCAAACUCCAGAAUUCUAAUCAUUAUUGUUCCACACUUCCAACUGAGUUAACCCUCCCACUGUCUUCAUGGGUGAACCCGCAAAGAAAGUUGACCAUUCAGCAGGAUUGAUGGUUUAUCCCUUGAGGUCCACAUGGCAGGGGUGAGGUGGUGCUCACUCCUCACCCCUGCCACAUGGACCUUAAGGGAUAAACCAUCAACCCUGCUCAGUGGUCAAAUUUUUUGCAGGGUCACCCAUGAAGACAACGGGAGGGUUAAACUGUCUCGUGGUUUUGCUUCCACAUUUUUAUCAUAAUCAUUUAUUAUGCACCUAUGGAUGCAGGUUGAAGAGACCAGUUUUCAAAGUGCUACAGAAGUGUAACAUAAAAAUAAUCACACAUAUUUAAUAGAGGAAACUGCAGAAAGGAUAAAUCAUUUACAGUUAAAUGCACAGAAACAGCCAUUUGACAAAAUGUUUCUUUAAAAACAAAUUAUUCCAGUUAACCGUUCUUAACUUGUCUAUUAAAUUGGAUGUUUUUAAUCAGCCUUCUGUUCCAAUUUUAAUGACUUCUCUAAUUGAACAACAAUUAAAUUCUCUAUUGUUUACUUUGUUUGACAAUUAUGCUCAACGCCCACUUUUAUGUGACUUUCCUUCUCAACAGUCGAUCCCAGUGACAGGAGCUGUACUAUAGUGGAGCCCAUUAUACAAGUGUACAGAAACGCCAUAUAUAAAUAAUAUUGUAAUAUCUGUAAUUACAAAUAUUAUAUUGUAUUGUUUCAAUGUGUAGAAUGUGGACUUUUUCUUUAUUUUGAUUUAUUUUUAGCUGUGAAUUAUUCUUGAUUAAAAAACUCCAAUGCA